AUGAAUAACAACUUGGAGCGAAAAUCGGAAAAUGGCGAGCUAAUGAUGAGGUUUCUGGCGCAAUUUCAGAACUUUGAAACAAAGAAACGCCAGUUACAAUGCCAAAAUCAACAGCUCACCGAAGAGAAUCUUCUGUUACGCAAUGCAUUACAAGGCAUUCAACAACAGAUUUUUGCAGCGGAGUCGACCAUUUUGCAGCUGCAACAUGAAAAACAAUAUGUGAAAAAACCAACAAUUUCCGCUAUCUCACCGGAUAAAAUUCAACAACAGGUGCUCAAAUAUGUGUCCCAAGAUCGCCACGAAAUGGCCAUGCUUCUAUGCACGGACGCUGUGGAUGAACUGGAGAGAACUUUUGGACAUGAUCAUCCUGAUGUUGGGACCAUAUUGAGCACCUUAGCGCAAAUCUACCGCGAUCAGUGCAACUACAAGGAGGCUAGACGUCUAUUACACGACGUGCUAGCUAUCAGAGAGAAAACUCUUGGAGUUCAUCCUGAUGUCGUCGCAACUUUACACAACCUCACUACACUGUACGAUAACUGUGGCAAUUCCCAGCAAGCAGAGAUAUUCUGUUCGAAAGCCUUGGAUAUGCAAGUUCGUUUGGUGGGUGAAAGUCAUCCGGACGUAGCCAAGAACCUUCACGUGUUGGCAUUCCUGUGCCAAAGUCAGCAGAAAUUUGGAAAGGCAGGCUUUUACUACGAACGAGCGUUGCAGAUUUAUGAAACAGUUUUAGGACCAGAUGACCCAAAUACGGACGCUACUAGGAACAAUUUGGCUAUAUGUUACGUAACCCAAGGCAAGUUCAACGAUGCAGAGGUACUGUACAAAACCGUGUUGACGAGGGUACAUGAGCUGAAAUUCGGUCCUAUCACUGUGGACAACAAGACAAUAUGGCAGAUGGCAGAGCAACGCGAGGUCGACAAGGGUUUGAGUCGUGAUAAUACGCCAUACAGUCUUUAUGGAAGCUGGCACCGCAUCGACAUGGUAAACUCAUCCACGGUUCAGGAGACUUUGAGGAAACUUGCCACCUUGUACCGUAAACAAGGGAAACAUGCGGCUGCCAGCACACUAGAGAAUUGCGCUGCACGAAUGGCAUUAGCCGACCAAGUCCCACCUGCAAAGGAAACAAGAAAAAUAAAAAGAAGCAGCAAAGCGAAGAAAACCUAUAAAUUACCAGUAAUUAAUAGGUUGAGGCGUGGUGCAUUAUAA
Messenger RNA from Sabethes cyaneus, 1206 nucleotides. Its product is annotated as kinesin light chain-like. Gene Ontology annotation, molecular function: kinesin binding. Gene Ontology annotation, biological process: microtubule-based movement. The transcript has a single exon. The record is from RefSeq and is a predicted model, not a curated record. Gene Ontology annotation, cellular component: cytoplasm; kinesin complex; membrane-bounded organelle. Lineage: Eukaryota; Metazoa; Arthropoda; Insecta; Diptera; Culicidae. Bases 1 to 1206 code for a protein of 401 amino acids.